GCGCUGAGAGGGACGGGGGGAGGUAAACAAGAUGGCGGCUACCUGGAAGCAGCUGCAGCAUUAGGAGCUGAGCAGAGGAGAUAUAUGACUGCGGUGACAGCACGAAGGAGGCAGGAGAACCGGAGUACAUUCAUUAUUUGCUCUUAUUAGUAUUACCGCACAAGGUUUUUUUGCUUUCUUGCACCAGGAUUUGCAGUGCUGGAGGGAGAGGAUAAAGAAUUUCUUUUAUUAACCUGGAUCUACUUGAUUUAGUGUGAAGAUGUAUCACUGUAUGAUCGACUUGAUGCUCUAGAGAACGUUGUGUUGUGUGACAGGAAAAGCCUGUCUACCCAAGACGGACAGCUUCUCGUUUUUUAAAGUGAUUUGUUUUGUACUGGACAUGUUGUCAGAGAUGGGUAGGGGUCCAGUCAUUCCAAAUGUAGGCUAAUGUCUGGCAUUAAUUGGACAACGUGUUUUGGAUACAAAAGGCCAGUGCUCAGUAAAGCCUGGUGAUUUUUUUUAUUUUUUUUUCCCUUUCCCUUGGUUCCUUUUUAUUUUUUUAUUUUUAUUUUAUUUGCACUGGACCUUUGUCCCUUUACCCUGCACGAGUUAUUGUUACCCUGAUGUUUACAUCCCUGUUGUACCUGAGCCCACCUAAGAGAAGCACCUUUGUUGCAGUAUCAAUCAAGUAUCAAUUAGUUCAAAUGCUGCGCUAAUAGGGUUUUCAUUUCCAAGCCAAUCAGAAUUGCAGAGCACAUCUCCUGGUAGCGCUUAAGGAGUAAGCGAAGGAAAGGAAAGGCAGACUGCAGAAGAAGAUGAGUGUCGGGGAGCUUCAGCAUGCGGGCUACAUGACAGAGAACGAGCUCAUGGGCAUGGACACUUUUAUCCACCGCAUUGACUCCACAGAGGUGAUCUACCAGCCGCGGCGCAAGCGUGCCAAGCUGAUCGGGAAGUACCUGAUGGGCGACCUGCUAGGCGAGGGAUCUUACGGCAAGGUGAAGGAGAUGCUGGACUCUGAGACGCUGUGUCGGCGAGCUGUCAAGAUCCUCAAGAAAAAGAAGCUGAGGAGAAUCCCUAAUGGAGAGGCCAAUGUGAAAAAGGAAAUUCAGCUGCUAAGAAGACUACAGCAUAAAAAUGUGAUCCAGUUGGUGGAUGUGUUGUAUAAUGAAGAGAAGCAGAAAAUGUAUAUGGUAAUGGAGUACUGCGUUUGUGGCAUGCAGGAGAUGUUGGAUAGUGUUCCUGAGAAAAGGUUUCCAGUAUUUCAAGCUCACGGGUACUUUUGCCAACUUUUGGAUGGCCUUGAAUAUUUGCACAGCCAGGGAAUCGUUCACAAAGACAUUAAACCAGGGAAUUUGCUGCUGACUACAGAUGGGGCUUUAAAGAUCUCUGACUUGGGCGUAGCAGAGGCUCUCCACCCAUUCGCGGAGGAUGACACAUGUCGAACGAGUCAGGGCUCGCCAGCUUUCCAGCCACCUGAGAUCGCCAACGGCUUGGACACCUUUUCAGGGUUUAAAGUGGACAUAUGGUCAGCUGGGGUCACACUAUACAACAUAACGACGAGCCUGUAUCCGUUCGAGGGGGAUAACAUCUAUAAGCUCUUUGAGAACAUUGGGAAGGGGGAUUACACAAUUCCAGAGGAGUGUGGGCCGCUGCUGACUGACCUGUUGCAAGGAAUGCUUGAAUACGAUCCAGUAAAGAGGUUCUCAAUACAGCAAAUUAGGCAACACAACUGGGUGAGGAAGAAACACCCACCUUCGGAGGACCCCGUGCCUAUCCCACCCAGCGCUGAGACCCGUGACAUUUGGAGGAGCAUGACUGUGGUGCCCUACCUGGAGGAUCUCCAUGGUUACGGUGAAGAGGAGGAAGACGACGAGAUGUUUGACGGCGAGGACGACAUAAUUUAUACUCAGGAUUUUACAGUGCCAGGUCAAGUAGAAGAGGAGUUGGAGGAGGAGGAGGAAGAAGAGCAGGAGGAAGAGUGUGGCGCAAAGCGAAGCCGCGCCCCAGUCAAACCGGUUUGUGUGAACGGGACAGAACCGGCAGCACUGAAGCCGAAAUCAGACCGGCGCUCCAGCUCCUCGUCCAACCCCUCCCGCAAGGGCAUGUCCACAGCCAGCAAGAUUCGCAAACUCUCCACCUGCAAACAGCAAUGACCACACACCACACAACCCCCACCCCACCCCACCCCACCCUGCAAAUCUGCCCCAACCUCCCCCCUCUCUCUUUCUUUCUCUCUCUGUACAGGUGAGCGCAGAACGGGGGAUUUGCUCUUUGACUUUUUGUUUUUAUCAGAUGUAGAACGUGUCCGAAUAAAAAUUCUUCAUGUACCCGUUUGUUUGUUCGGCUUUUCGUUCAUAAAACAAUACGCUUUAGUCGUGUUGCAUUUCCCAAUUUAAGAGCAAGGGGAAAGCAGAUCAUGUGCCAGGACUCUCUUUAAAAGUUUCAAUUAAAAAAUAAGAAAAAAACAACAGUAUCCGGAAUUAGAUUGUGCUUUUAUUGUAUACAGUUACUUAAAGAAUCAUUAUUUACGUUAGCGAGCCAAUUUUCUACCCAACUGUUAGCUCACUGAAUUACACAAUCUAUCUGACUAAGUUCAGUUAAAUAACUUAUUGUGAAAUAAUUUAUACUCGUAUUCCAAACUGUUUAAUUGGUGCUUCUGGUGGAGCCGCCAGUCAAUCAGUGCAUAUGCAGCAGAAGUUUGCUCCCCAUAUGAACCUUGAUUCAUUUUUAUUUUUUUUCAAGGAGCCGACACCAUCUAUAGUGACUCAUUUUUGUAUGUUUGUGACUGAACUCAUCACAUUGCUGGCGGUGAGGUGGUGAACGUCCUGCUGUUACACUCGCCUGUUCAUGCUACAUGUCCUUUCCUAUAAACCUAGCCGGUUGCCGUCGGGAUGCCAACACAAAUGCCCCUGCAUGUGUGCAUCUGUACACUGAUAAGCCAGCAAGAGAAAGUGUUUAAUAGAUGAAGCCAGCCAGAGGAGGUGGG
Messenger RNA from Clarias gariepinus (North African catfish), 2965 nucleotides. RefSeq names its product serine/threonine kinase 11 (gene stk11). The transcript has 10 exons. Gene Ontology annotation, cellular component: cytoplasm. The coding region runs from base 795 to 2132 and encodes 445 amino acids. Lineage: Eukaryota; Metazoa; Chordata; Actinopteri; Siluriformes; Clariidae. The record is from RefSeq and is a predicted model, not a curated record. Gene Ontology annotation, biological process: protein phosphorylation; establishment of cell polarity; glucose homeostasis. Gene Ontology annotation, molecular function: ATP binding; protein serine/threonine kinase activity; protein kinase activator activity.